This is a messenger RNA of Prorocentrum cordatum, 3019 nucleotides long. The record is from the annotation of a GenBank genome assembly. Lineage: Eukaryota; Dinophyceae; Prorocentrales; Prorocentraceae.
UUUCAACAUACAUGUCUCGAGGACCACUGGUUUUCCAAUCAAGAUCUUGCAUAUUCUCUGCCCGCGCGCACUUAUUGAAAUGACAGGGAAGCCAAUGCAGCAUCUGUGUUGUGUGUUGCGGGCUCCCAGCAACAGCAGCAACCUUUCCUCCACACUCACGCUCAAGUGUAACACCAUGCUGGUGCUUCUUCCUCUACUCGUGCCCCGCAGCCAUUAGCCGGCGAGCUGGUUGGCACUUCCAAUGGAGGGCAAAGAGCGCGCCUCAUGUUGCCUUGCCGAUGACACGUAUGAGCUCGGGGCGAGCUUGGAGUGGCUGCGGCAGGACACAGAGGACUCCUCCGAGGGACGCCGAGCGAUACGCUUCAUGGAGUGCCCGAUGCUAGAGAAGACGGUCCAGGUGAGCGACAGAGUGCGCAGAAUUAUGGAAGAUGUCGUGGUCCACUACUCUGCCAGUUUCUCCGUGCUCUCCUGGAGGGCCGACGGCGAGCUACACCUGAAAGCCAGCCACCUGCCCGACGUCAUCCGUGCUCCACAGGCUUCUGGUUCGAGCGGGUACCAGCUGUUCAACCACACGAUCGGCCGUGCCCUGCCAGUCGUUGUCAACGAUGUCCAGGUGCAUGACGUGUACGGUGAGGCUCGGCUGCCAGAGUUUGCGAAGCCCACUCGCUUCUACAUGGCGGCACCCCUCAUUGCCCGCUCGGCGGCGUACAUCGGCACGCUGUGUGUCGUGGACUCCUGCCGUCCGCGCGCCGAGUUCCACCUGCGAGACGCACGGUUCCUUGUGGAAAGUGCAGGGGAGCUGGUGGCAUCCGCCGAGGAGCACAACGUGCGUGCACCGGCCGUGGGCGAUCCCAGCGGUGUCGAUGCCAGCAGGGUGCUUGAAGCGGGCGGCCCCCCCGCUCCCGGGGGCGUGGACGGAGCGAGCGCCGAGUCUCUGGGCGGCUGUUUGGCUCCAUGUCAUCGGCGUGGACUCGUCAGCCAGCGCGUGUGCUUGGCUCGUCUGGUUUUGUUGUCUUCCGUGCGAGCCCCCUGCUGGCGACGAACCCCAUGUACAGCAGCAGCUGCCAUUGAUCUUCUGGCUUUCUGUCCUCCGGGGGUCGGCGGAUUUCUUCCUGUCUUCAAUCUUAUCCAGGACCCGUUGUCCAGAGUUAUCUGGCACGCCCCGUACGUUAGCAGGUUUGUGGGUUUGCCUAAGGCCGGCUCCAGCUUAACGCUCUGUUUCAACUGGAGCGGCUUCUGAACACCUCUUCCUUGUUCAAAGCCUCGUCCGCCUCUUCCGUCUUCCGUCAAUCUCUUGAAGACAGAUCGAAGGGGACGAUUUUCCGAGUAUUUUAUUUGUUUGAGCAUUUUUAGAAUCUAUUUUUUUCGUCCGAAAUCCCCCUGUAGGGAGACAUGCCCGACCUAAGACUGCAGCCACCCUGCCCGACAGCGGAUCAAUAUUCUAAUCGGAACCAGCGUGCCGCUGGCACGGUGGUGGGCGAAACCAGCGGCGGCCUGCUCGCUGAUUGCGGUAAGAGUCGUGAUGUGCAGCCGACGCCUCAAAUCAGAACCCCCUUUCCGAGCAGGUGAUCCCUUCAACAUGCAAACUUGCAUAUCAAUGAUGACUAGCAUGCGUAAGACCCGUGGGCUGGAAUCCGUAAUACGAGCUGUGCUUUUGGCCCCAGGUGCAUGUUCGCAUUGUUCUCGGCAGAGCCAGUUUUCUGCUGCCUGUCGUGUAAGUCUGCGUCUUUGUUUUGUUCAGUAAUCUCGGCAGUAUGACCAGGACGCGUAUUCGCGGCAAGUUUCACCCCGCACCUGGUUAUGAGGACGAAGUUCGUCCAGCUGGGUCCGAAAAUGUGGUUUGGACCAAACAGUGAGGUAUAUCUUCACUGUAGUCGCACGCUCUCUUCAAGAGGCCGGCUUUAGAUAUUCACACUGUUGGUCGAAGCCAAACAUGUCUUUGCAUACCUUAAAGAGUCUGGGAUGACCUUUCGAGCGAUUCAGGUCCUGUGGGGAAACAUGAAGUCUACAUUCUAAUGCCAUGGACGCGAGAAAUGUCAUCCCCUAGGAAUGCCACUGGACAGAAAGAGCAUCUGCUCCUUUCGUGAUCGCUGCCCGGUGCUCGGCUGGCCAGUCUCUUGUCUGAGCGGGGAAAUCGAGGGAAACUGACGCCUGUGCGUGCACCGUAUUGGCUGAUCCCCGCCUGCACGCGCACGUGAGGUCAGCGUCAAGCUUCCCUGGCCUUUAUAAUUGCUGCAAGUGGCAGCUAUUGUGCAGCUGCAAGUCGUUAGUGCCCAGUUUUUUGCCUCUUUUAACAGUCUCGGCCGCAUGGUCGGGAUGCGAAUUUGCGACAAGUUCCGCCUCAACGCAUUUCUGUGGCCGCAGUGGGUUCAGCAGAGUCCUAGUAUAUGGCUUCGACCAAGCAGUACGGUAUACAUUUAUUGCAGUCGCACGCUCCCUCCAAGAGGCCGACUUUCGAUCUUCACACUGUUGGUCGAAGCCAAACAUGUCGCUGCAUAGCUUUUGAAGUCCAGGAUGGCCAUUCGAGCGAUUCGAGUCGUGUGGGGAAGCGUCAAGUUUAUACGUAAUCGCCCUGGACGCGAGAAAGGUCAUCCCUUCCAGUCAGAUAGCUAAUCUGCCAGUGGAAAUUGGGACGAGGCGUGUCCGUCCAGGGACAAUGACUAACCGUGCAGUGGUGGAGGCGCGGCUCGCUUCAGCUGCCCCCUCGAUGACAGCCGUUGAGCCCGCCCGACCGACCGAACGACUGACGGCGACGACCGACGAGCUGUGCUUUUGGCCCAUGCGCAAGUUCGCACUGUGCUGGGCACGGCUAGCUGUCUGCUGCCUGUCGUGUAAGCCAUUUUUUUUCUUCUGUGUCUUGUGCAACAAUCUCAGCAGCAUGGCCGGGACCCCAAGGUGCGGCAAAUUCCGCCCCCACGCGGUUAUGAGGCCGCAGUUGGGUCAGCUGGGGUCCUAGUAUUUGGCUUCAACCAAACAGUACGAUGUAUACUCAUUGCAGUCGCACGCUCUCUUCAAGAGG